Molecule: messenger RNA, 937 nt
Organism: Rana temporaria (common frog)
Lineage: Eukaryota; Metazoa; Chordata; Amphibia; Anura; Ranidae
Product: small integral membrane protein 11A-like
Exons: 3
Coding region: 76-279 (67 amino acids)
Source: RefSeq, a predicted model, not a curated record
UAUAGAUCCAGCUCAUCUACAAGUGUGAUCAGCAGAGGAAGCGUUCUGAUCUCACCGCACUGACAAUCUAGGACCAUGGAGUUCAAUUGGAACGCACUGGAGAACUUCCCAUUGUUGAUGUACAUUUUAGCAGCAAAGACCGUGCUGUUGUGUCUGGGCUUCGCUUGCGCCAAGAUAUACCAAAGUAAAAAAAUUGAAGCAAAGUUAAAGAAGGAACGGGAGGAAAAACUUCGCCGUUUAGCUGAGGGGAAAGAAGAGAUUGAGAAAAAAGAAGAUUGAGAGCAGUGAUGGCGAACCUUGGCACCCCAGAUGUUUUGGAACUACAUUUCCCAUCAUUGUCAACUACACUACAGAGUGAAUUGAAGAAAAGAUUGGACGGCCACACUCUGUUGACACCUUUAUUGAAGAUGGUUUAAAAAUUCUUCUGGUUCAAAGACAUCAUAGGCACAGGAUCAAUGAAAAGCUGACAUGUUUUCCACCACUAAAGGGUGCUUAGUCAUAGCUGUUGGAAGAUGGAAUGACCAUCCGUAUAUAUGGGGAUGAGAAAAAGGUCGAUCAAACAGGAAAUCCUUCUGAUAGGCCACCCACGUGGAUACGUCAGUUCAAAUUCCUGGACACAUACGAAACACCUGGAGUCAUGCAGGUGCAUGGGAUAUCUCAAUCAAUGAACCUAAACACGACAAUCGCAAAAUAACCCGAUAGACAUACAUGAGGUAUCGUGCAACACAAAAAUGCAUGAUGAACAAACAUAAUGUGUAAUUAUUCAUACUUAAAAUUUGAAACAAAUUAAUCAACGAAGAAGAGAUAAGAAAGUGAAAAAAAAUAUGAAAAAGAAAAUAAGUACCAUUGUGCAUAUAUAUAUAUAUAUAUAUAUAUAUACAUAUACAAAUGUACAUUAAAAACAUGAGUUUAUGGAAAUAAAAUAAAACACAUUGUC